ACGCUACGAGCUAGCUAGUAGCUAGCUUGCUACGCUACGAGCUAGCUAACCGGAAACUACAAAUUCAGGCUGCCGGGUAUGAAGAAGGACGGGCAGGGGGAGGCUUUGGCUGCUCAUUCGUCCCUGUGUGUGUUCAUGCGGAGUGAACGAGGAUAUUGCUCAAGUAUUUUGACAUUGACCUCAACUAAUGUUUGAUUCAAAACUCCCUCAGAGUUACCUUUACUUUCGGCUGAGCUAGCUUGAGAACAACAAGUAGCCUCAGCUCAGCUCAGGUGUACCAGAGAGGUACCGGGACAUGGCCAGCGGUUCCACACCAAGUUUCACCUUCCAGGCUAACGGAGACGAAACCCCGAGGCAGGUGUCAGGCUCCGGGAGCUCACGUCGUCACGAUUCAGAGUCCGAAAUCUGCCCGGCCACCAAGAGCUUAGCUCGGCUGUGCAGCAGGGACAAAGAUGAGCGGGCUACGGCUCUGGAGAAGCUGAGCCAGGAGAUUCUAGUGUGUUUAGAAUUGGACCGGGCCGGUUCGGCUCGCCUCAGCAAACAGACGCUUCUUCAUCUCCUCCGGCUGUCCAGGACGUGUCCCCUUCAGGAGGUUCGGAUGAGGGCCACAGAGCUGCUGAGUGUUGCACAGGAGGAGGGGAUUGAAGUACCUCGAGCCUUGGCUUCUGGUCCAAGUGCUUUCAUUCCUGCAAAAGAGAUGUUGAUAGAAGGGCUAAACCAAGACAUCCUUAUUGAGUCUUUUCUUUCACUGGGUCGAGUCGAUCAUCUCACCAUGGUCAUGGCGCUCCACCCGACUUACCUGAGCUGCUUUUUGAGGACCCAGCAUGCUUUGUUUGAACUGGACGGCCCUUUGCCCCGUGACUGGAGACAUUACGUUUCCGUCAUGGCUGCAGCCCGACACCACUGUUCAUACAUGGUACAGCAGCACAGCAAGGCUUUCCUGGAGGCCGGAGGGGAAGAGAGCUGGCUCAGCGGCAUCAGGCAUGCGCACGUCAAACUCCGCAGCCUGCAUACCCUCAACAAGCUGCUGGCUCACCGACCCUGGCUCAUCACACAGCAGCACAUCCAGGAGUUGGUGUGUGCUGGGGCAGAGCCGCGUUGGUCCCUGGCCGAACUGAUCCAUGCCGUGAUUCUGAUGGCACACACUCACUCGCUCUGCUCCUUUGUGUGGGGCUGUGGGUUAAACCCAGAACCGGACCACAUUGGGGGCUACGCCUUCCAUCCUCUGUCUCCUGGUCACAUUCCUCACAGCCCAGCUCCUGAGGAUAGCAGGCAGGAGGCGAGUCAGUCACUCCCAUCAGCAGUCCGACAGACGGUGGACGGCGCGGUGGAGGUGGAGGUACUGAUGAAGAGAAUGGUGGAGCUGCAGCAGCAGCAGGAGGAGGAGGAGUGCACACAGGAGGAGAUGGUCACUCGGUUUGAAAGGGAGAGGAGCGAGAGUAUACCGACAGCGGUGGUAAGAGGAGCUCCACCUGAGCUGGUGUUGUGUCUAGUUGAGGAACCUGAGUUCAGAUAUGAGGACUUUGCCCCAAGAGGAGAACAGUCCCCACCCAUCAUGAGAGCACAGGAUUAUUCCUGGGAAGAUCACGGAUUCUCUGUGGUGCAGAGGCUGCUUCCCGACAUGGGUCAGUUCCUGGAUGAGGAAUUUCAGGUUGUGAGCAACUUGACUUAUAACAGGAUGGCCAUGCAUGAAGACGUGGACACUUACACUCUGAGGAAAGCUCUGUGGAACUACAUCCACUGCCUCUACGGCAUACGGUACGACGAUUACGACUACGGCAGUGUCAAUGUUUUAUUGGAGCGCUCUCUGAAGGUCUUUGUUAAAACCAUGGCCUGUCACCCGGAGCAGACCACUGCGCGCAUUUACCACGCCUUCUGGAGACACUUCAGACACUCCGAAAAGGUUCACGCCAAUCUAAUAGUGAUGGAAGCUCGUCAACAAGCGGCGCUCCUAUACACACUCAGAUCUAUCACGGCUUACAUUAAAUGACUUUGUUGCACAUGAGCCGCUAUGAUGGAAAACCUUAUUCUCACACACUACAGUGAAUGUUUGCAAAUUCAUAUCGUAUGUUUCAGUGUUAAAUGUUUUCGAUGCUGCUUUGCAAUGUGGAUGUAUUUAAAAAAAAUGUUACCUGUUUUUUGCACUGAAUAUGUGAGGAUGAAAAUCCCCAAUGGAGCCUUGAGCGUUCUGAUUUAUCUUGCACACGUCUGUAAAAUCUACAUGCUACACUCCUGGUGAUGUCAGGUCAGUUUGUUACCGCAUUAGUAAAUCACUGAUUGAAAAAAAGUUUAUUUUUGAUUUUUAAUUAACACUCUACUCAGCAAAAAUCAUAAAGAUUCUAGUUACUGUCUGCAGGUACAACAAGGUUAAGCUGAAACUUGAAAUAUCUUGUAUUUUUAUAAGCAAUAAAGUUUCUUUGUUAAUGGUGAA
Poeciliopsis prolifica (blackstripe livebearer) is the source of this 2431-nucleotide messenger RNA. It is a transcript of the gene sesn2, whose product is annotated as sestrin 2. The transcript has 11 exons. Lineage: Eukaryota; Metazoa; Chordata; Actinopteri; Cyprinodontiformes; Poeciliidae. Bases 296 to 1990 code for a protein of 564 amino acids. Gene Ontology annotation, cellular component: nucleus. Gene Ontology annotation, biological process: cellular response to L-leucine; positive regulation of macroautophagy; regulation of response to reactive oxygen species. Gene Ontology annotation, molecular function: oxidoreductase activity, acting on peroxide as acceptor; L-leucine binding. The record is from RefSeq and is a predicted model, not a curated record.